Messenger RNA from Erythranthe guttata (spotted monkey flower), 1133 nucleotides. The record is from RefSeq and is a predicted model, not a curated record. Lineage: Eukaryota; Viridiplantae; Streptophyta; Magnoliopsida; Lamiales; Phrymaceae.
AGGUGUCGAUUAAAGAAUUAUUCUACAUAUUGCAACUAUCAUAUUUUACCUGAUAAGAUUUUCGGGAACACUUGUCAAUUUUUUAGAGGACGUCAAAAUUACUAUUACAUUUUCGCCGAUAAGAUUUUUUGGGAUACAUGUCGAGUUUUGAGAGGACGUUAAAAUUUCUGAUGAGAUUUUGUGUCCAUAUCGUACAUCUUAUCUUCAUCCCCAAACAUCUAUUUAGGAGGGUUCAUAGGAUGCAAUUUUUAACACUUAAAUAGCUUAUUCAUAUUAUAACAUUUGUUCUCUAUUUUGCAAUUUUCGUCUCAUCAUUUCACCAUGUAUCGAAAUCUUGAGUUGCUAAACACUUUCUUAACUUCUGAGUCUGAUGACGAUCUUGAAUUGCUUUUAAUAGCAACUCAAAAUGAGGAAGGCGAAAGGCGAAAUAGGCGUCGUCGUGGUUCUGUUCCGGGCCAAAGGGUAAUUCAUCGUGACAGAGCUGGAGGGAACAGAAGGCUUUAUCAGGAUUAUUUUUCUGAUAAUCCAACAUAUUCUGAUGAUCAAUUCAGAAGAAGAUUUCGGAUGCGGAGGCCUCUUUUCUGUCGAAUUCUAAAUGCAGUUGAAUCAUAUGAUCCCUACUUCGUACAAAGAAAUGAUGCAAUCGGGGUCCCUGGCUUAUCAUCUCUUCAAAAGAUCUAUCGCGACUGCUCCAAGUUAACGAGCAACGUGGAUUUCCAGGAAUGCUUGGAAGCAUUGAUUGCAUGCAUUGGGAGUGGAAAAAUUGCCCAACUGCUUGGAAAGGUAUGUACACUGGCCAUUCUCGUUCACCGACUAUUGUAUUAGAGGUGGUUGCUUCUCAGGAUCUUUGGAUAUGGCAUGGCAUGCUUUUUUUGGGAUGCCAGACUCACUUAAUGCAACUCCAGAUGUUAUUCCGUCACACGAGCACACAAAUGAGUUUGUUGAGUUUAUUCAAAGUCAUCACAAGAUUCGUGAUAGGGGUACUCAUUCCCAACUCCAACGUGAUCUUGUUGAGCAUCUUUGGAAUUUGCACGGUCAAGAAGAUUGAUAGUUGUAUUUGUAAUAUUUCAAUUUGUGGCAAUAUUUCUAUUUGUAGUGUUUCAAUUUAUUUCUAUUUAUAAUGUUUCAGUUUA